Molecule: messenger RNA, 1521 nt
Organism: Trametes versicolor FP-101664 SS1
Lineage: Eukaryota; Fungi; Basidiomycota; Agaricomycetes; Polyporales; Polyporaceae
Exons: 3
Coding region: 7-1209 (400 amino acids)
Source: RefSeq, a predicted model, not a curated record
GUCUUCAUGGCUACCCCGCCGCCGUCCCAGUUCGCUGCCCUCCUGCGGCGGUCAAAAUUCGCGUCUUUCGACCCCCAGAUUGGCCAGGUCUACACCACAUUCGACGGACACGCUGCGCGCGGCAACUUUGGCUUGAAGCGGCCGCUCGCCAUCCGCCGAAGGAACGCGCACAUCACUGUCCAGGCGAUCGACUCUCGAGAACAGCAGACAGUAUGGCGGAGUGCGGAACAGCAAAAUAGGUGGAUCAGGAUGUGGGAUGAGACAGGGGCGACGCCGACGGAGAUCAAGGCCAAUGGUAUGUGGUCGAUGAGGUUGGGGAAGCUGGGCGAGAUCGAGUUCUCUGUGGACUCGGACUUGGUCCCGCGAGAGGAGGAGACGAAGAAGACCGACCCGGAUGCGGAUGCGGACGUUGACGCAGACCAGGCACGUAUUCCGGUCGACGCGGCCGUGAAGCCACGGAUGAGCCAGGCUACGCGCAACGUCGAGGCCAUGUCGGACAAGGAGUUCAACUGGUACCUCAAGCGCCUCCGGGAGCUCCGUCCUGCUUUCCGUGAAUACUUGGACAAGCACGGGAAAAAGGUGUCUUCGGAGGAGGAGCAGUCUCUCCUCAACCGGUCACUGCAUGCCGCGGGCGACGACUUCAAGGAGUUCCUCGCCCACAAGGCCUACGUCGACUACCACGCUCCUCGACCUCGUCACAUCGAGCAGCUACCCCAUCGCUACGCUGGUCUGAGCUACGCACGCUCUACCCCCUUACAAACCCAGCUCAUCGUCAAGCCCCACGUCGGCCGCAUCCUCUCCAAACAAAACGACAACUCCUCUGUCGUUGCAACGGCGGGUAUGACCGCGAAGCUCACUAUCGGCGACCGCGGAAUCGACACCGCUCCCGCGACUACCUUCCGUUUCAACCAUGUGCGGCUGGACGCUGCGCCUGCCACGGUUGGCGUCACUCCGGAGGGCCUCGAAGGGGUGAAGAUGGUGACAACCGUCCGAAUCGACUCGGACGUCACGCGCGACCUGAGGGCCAAUCCUCAUCCACCGGGCUCGAAGGAGUACGUCGCGCACGUCGACCCUAUCCACCGCACCGCGGGCAUGACCACUACGCCGACUACGGAGCCGAAGAUGGGUAAAGUUAACAGCAAGGAGACGGCCGGCAAGCUGUUGCAGUCUUUGGAAAUUAUCAGAGGGGUGGGCACAUUGGGGCGGUAAGCAAGCCAGGAGUAGGAUGGGGGCUGCAGUUACGGUCUACUAUACUACACGGGCUUGUCAUAGUGUCACCAUUCGUCUUAAUGCUUCAACCACGUUCCCGUCCACCUCGGCGAGAGCCUUUUCCGCCUGGGGCCGCGUAAUUUCGAACUCUUGCACGAGGAGAUCGAUAUCCUCGGCUUUAUACGGGCUAGGCGGAGCCCUCGCAGGUUUGGGGUAGGGUUUGUCGAGGCGAAGGGUACGGAACACUUCCUCCAAUUUGCCCUUGGAGUAGGAGUGUCCGUCAAGAAAGUUUGCGAUGACCUCUGGCUCUGG